UCCACAACUCAAGUGUCACCGCAGACGAAGACGGAAAGACUUCCGUGUACAUACAGUUCAUGCAUUUUCAGGUAAAAAAAAAUGCCCCGUUACUGUGCUGUAAAACUUUGCAAAAACCGGGGCGGAACACAUUCAAAAGACAAAAAGAGAAUAAGCUUUUACCCGUUCCCCUUGCAAGACGAGGACCGGCUUCAGAUCUGGGUGGACAACAUGAAGCGGGAGGACUGGGCGCCCAGCAGACACCAGUAUCUGUGUAGUGAGCACUUCACUGAGGACUGCUUUGAUCUGCGCUGGGGUAUACGUUACCUAAAACACACGUCCGUUCCUACCAUCUUCCCACACACACCAGGUGAUGAAGAGAAAACAGUCACUAGCAGGAAGAAUACAAAGCCCAAAGCCAGGAUGUGCGAUUCUAACAUUCAACUCAUCCAAUCCCCCUACCCGUCCAGCAAGAGGAAACCUCUGAUUCUGAAAAGGAGAGUCAGAGUUGAACCUGUCGCUAAAUGUGCCACUCCUGUCCCCGAGGACGCCAGUGAUGCUACGGUCGCCACGCCAUCAUACGCAAGACGUCUCCUUUCAGACACCGAGGCCUCUGCUCCUACUGGAAAGGUCCCGGAGGCCGCGGUCUGCGAGUUAACCGGAGACCUGCCCGGAGAUACCGAGGCGAUACUGACAACCUCCUGCCUGGACCUUCUCGGUGAAACCCAGACCCUGGAGCAUCAGCUGGAAACGCUGCACUCCGCUGUCGCGGUGCUCUGCUGCGAGCCCGUCGGACGUUUCUCGGAAGCGGAGGCUACAGUGGACGCGCUACAGGCCCUCGGCCAGACGUUUAGGAUCUUCCCACUGGAGCUGAGGAGGGAGGCGGGGGUCGGAGACUGGGGGGAGGGUCCCGCGGAGGGGGAGGGUCCCGCGGAGGGGGAGGGUCCUGUAGAGGGGGAGCACAUCUCUGUGUACGAGCACUCCUAUUCCAGACAGGACACGGACAAGGAACAGCUGUGGGGUAAAAUCGCCAGCCUCCACACCAAGAUAAUGGAGCUGGACAGGAGAGAGGAGAGCACCAUCGCCAAGAUACGAUCUCUGGAGAAUGAGAUCGCACACCUGAAGAAGGACAGUGUUGUUUUCAAAGAAAAACAGAGAGUACUUGAGGACUAUAUCGCUUCUAUGUUCCUUUAAUGUCUUAACCGCUGUGCCUUGUUGUGAGCAUUUGUGGCUUGUCUUUAAUUUUUUUGUACAGCUGUCACUGGGUUACAACAGUCUCAAUCACGUGUUCUUAUUUAUUACCUGUUUACAUGUUUGCAAAUAGUAAUAUUACAGAAGCAACAUUUGUAGGUGGACGACAAAAUAACAGAAACACCUAACAAUUUAUUAAUAUCAAGGACAUAAUUCUGAUUAGGACCUCAAUGUUAAUUUUGCUAGGUGUUUGCGUUAAUUUGUCCACGCCCUGUAUGUCGCUCGCUAUUGCCCUUAAUCCUCAUCCUGACCCAGUAGGAUGUGACCACUAGAUGGCACUGUGUCUUCAGGAGCCAGGACAGGGUGGGGGUUGGCUCAUAGAGAAGGAAAGAGGACUUUAUUAUACUUUAUUCCUGUCAUAACGGGCAGCAACAUUGAGGCUUUGUCCGUUUUUGAAGUGGUCAAAUGUCAUCUUCCGGCUGAAGAAUCUUCUGAUUCUCCUGAGGACCUACAAAAGCUUUCCUGUUGGACUCCAGCAGGGUUGUCGGGAAGGUUGACCACAUUAAUAUGGUGGUAGCCCUCAAGGGGGAUGUCGAUUGAGGAGGGCUAUUUACCAGGUGUGAUGUCUUUCCAUCAAUAUGGGUAAACCCUCACCAUGUCCGUUUGUUUUGUCAGGUUUAGACGCAGACACGUAACGUCAGAUGAGUCUGGUCAGUAGAGCUUUAAGGAACUCAUUUGUGUUAAAGAUAGUUGCUUACUUCAUUCAAUGAGAUCGUGUCUGAAUAUCAUAAAAUCUACAGUCAUGCAGAGACUUCUGUUAAUGUUUCACUUAAUGUAUUAUUUUAUUGCCAUAACUACAUGAGUAAAAAAAAGUUGUUGAGACGAUAACACCAUUUUAGGUGUAACUUAUAGGUUUUAAUUAAAUUGGUGAAUUUAUCAUUAAUGCAUGUGGUUUAAACUGUCAAACAUGCAAAUGAGGGGGUGUGGCGGGUCCUAGAACAGUCAAA
Messenger RNA from Esox lucius (northern pike), 2177 nucleotides. RefSeq names its product THAP domain-containing protein 5-like. The coding region runs from base 82 to 1173 and encodes 363 amino acids. Lineage: Eukaryota; Metazoa; Chordata; Actinopteri; Esociformes; Esocidae. Gene Ontology annotation, cellular component: nucleus. The transcript is spliced from 3 exons. The record is from RefSeq and is a predicted model, not a curated record.